Messenger RNA from Drosophila mauritiana, 4460 nucleotides. RefSeq lists its product as uncharacterized. The record is from RefSeq and is a predicted model, not a curated record. The transcript has a single exon. The coding region runs from base 203 to 4354 and encodes 1383 amino acids. Lineage: Eukaryota; Metazoa; Arthropoda; Insecta; Diptera; Drosophilidae.
ACAGCCAGCUGGAAAUCGAAAAAAAAAAUUAAAAAAUCGAAUUUAAAUCGCGAAAAACAAAAAGCCAUAUACACGCGUCAAAAAUCGCUGUAAGAAUUUGAAUUUCAAAUGACCUAAGGAUCUUGCUCCACUUUUUUGUGUGUGCUUUGUGUGUUCUAUAUAAGAGUGAUAGCCGCGGGUUCGCGUGUCAGAACAGAUCAAGAUGUUGAGGUGGCCAGUGGUUUGCCUGCUGCUCCCGCUUUUGGCCACGGCCAAGAUCUUCGAUCGCUGUGAGUUGGCCAAUUUGCUGCAGCAUCGUUUUGGGCUUCCUGCCGCCCAAGUGGCCACCUUGGUGUGCAUUGCCCAGCAUUCGAGUGAUUUCAAUACGGCUGCCUUUGGCGGUGGCGUUGGAUUGGGCGGUGGUUCCCAUGGUCUCUUCCAGAUCAGCGAUGUCUACUGGUGCUCGCCACCGGGCCAAGGAAAGGGUUGUGGUCUAAGUUGUUCAAGAUUGCGGGACGAUGACAUCGCCGACGAUGUCCUGUGUGUGAGGAAAAUCUAUGCGGAGCAUCAGAGGAUCAGCGGCGAUGGAUUCACCGCUUGGCAGGCUUAUGAUGCUUACUGUCGGCAGGAUGCAAAUUCGUAUGUGGCAGGAUGUGGAGGUCCUGGCAGCAGCGCUCUUUCUGUAGCUGCGUCCUACCAUAAACCGCAACAGGUUCAGGUUCACAGCUAUCCAGUGCAGCAGUACCAUCAGGUGGCUCAAAUCCAGCCACAGGGAAAAAUCUACAAUCGCUGCGAAUUGGCCCAGGAACUGUAUUACCAACACAAGCUACCCAUGCCGCAGAUUCCCACCUGGGUGUGCAUAGCCCAGCAUGAAUCCUCCUUCAACACAGCUGCCGUGGGUCGACUGAAUGCGGAUGGCAGUGCGGACCAUGGUCUGUUCCAGAUCAGCGAUCUUUUCUGGUGCACCCAUGACCAGAGGGCUGGAAAAGGAUGUCACGCCACCUGCAAUCAGUUCCUGGACUCCAGCAUAUCCGAUGAUGUGCAGUGCAUUAGGCGGAUACACCAGGAGCACACUCAGAUCUCGGGAGAUGGCUUCAAUGCCUGGACUGUGUACAAACGGAACUGCCUGAACCAGCACUACGAACAGGUUGCAGCCUGUUUUGCCAAGCCACCAGCUCAUCAGCCGCAGCAUCAUCCGAAUGCCAUUGCAGGAGGUCCUGUGAAAUCCAAGGUCAGCUAUGCCUAUCAAUAUGGCCAGGUUCAAGUGCAUCAGACGCCAGUUGCUCCUGUCGUGAAUCAAUACUAUCGCCCGCCGCAGCCGUCGCCCGUUUUGAGUUACCAAACCAAUGUGGCUGCCUAUUCGGGCAAUCCCUUCCUGCGACCACGCCCAGUUAAUCCUCCCAGACAACAUCCCAAUGCCAUUGGAGUUCCCCUUAAAAACCAAACCCCUGCCAACCCAUUCUAUAUUCACAAACAGCAAACACAGUAUCAACCGCAAUAUCAGACACACUUUCAAACACACUAUCAACGCACGGGUAAAGUUUACAAUCGCUGCGAGUUAGCCCAAGAGUUGUAUUUCUCACACAAGUUUCCCAUGCAGGAUUUGGCCACCUGGGUGUGCAUCGCCGAGCAUGAAUCCUCAUUCAAUACGGCUGCUGUGGGUCGUCUGAAUGCGGACGGCAGUGCGGAUCACGGGCUCUUCCAGAUCAGCGAUCUCUAUUGGUGCACACACAAUGAUAGUGGCGGCAAGGGAUGUCACAUCGACUGCAACCGCCUGCUGGACUCGGACAUCUCGGAUGAUGUCAAGUGCGUGAGGACCAUUCACGAGGAGCACACCAGAAUCUCAGGAGAUGGAUUCACCGCCUGGACUGUCUACAAUGGGCACUGCAGGCAGAAAACUAGAGCCGAUAUUGCCAGCUGUUUUGAUGGUAAAGAUCUGCCUGCGGAAGUCGCGAAACCAUCGAAGGGCAACGAGCUGGUUAAGAAGACAUCUCCAACUCCGAAGGCAAAAAUAUACAAUCGCUGCGAGCUGGCUAAGGAACUUUACCAUAGACACAAGUUUCCCAUGAGGGAGAUUCCCACAUGGGUGUGCAUAGCCGAACAUGAAUCCUCUUUCAAUACAGCAGCUGUGGGCAAACUGAAUACAGAUGGCAGCGAGGAUCACGGCCUCUUUCAAAUCAGCGAUAUUUACUGGUGUACCCAUGACCAGACAAGUGGUAAGGCCUGUCACAUUGAAUGCGAUCGUUUGCUGGACUCGGAUAUAUCCGAUGAUGUACAGUGCAUACGCACCAUUCACGAAGAACACACACGACUCUCGGGAGAUGGAUUCAAUGCCUGGACUGUCUACAAUGGACAUUGCAGGAAUCAAAACUUGGCCCAACUGAGUGACUGCUUCCAUGGAAAUGAGAUUUCAGAGGCGGAUAAGACCAGUCAUUAUGGUGAGAGGCCCCAGGUUAAGCCUCAUCAGUCAGGGCCAGAGAAACCACAACACAAGACAGCAACUAGUCAGGAAUAUGCUGGUAAUCCCUUUUUGCAUAACCUACAAGCAGCCAAGACACCUCAGCCCACCUUAAAUACCAAUAAACUUACGAAUAAUGUAUCAGCUCCCAAGGAGCAAAAAACAAAUAAACUCUAUGCCACCAAUCCAUUUUUCAAUGGUCAAGUUCAGAGCAAGCCCUCUCCCACACAAGGAGCACCUGUUUAUUCUACCGAAAAACCCAACUAUGAUCACAAUCCCUUCCUGAAAGCCCCUGGUUCAGUAACGCCAUCUGUUAAACCUUCACAUGCUUCACAAGAAGUCAAACCCCAUGACAGUGCAUCCUAUGCCCAAAACCCAUUCCUCAGUUUACUUGGCAAACCAAUUGUACCUGCUCAAGCACCCAUCAAGCCCCAGCCCAAGCCCUCGAGCCCAUCUAAGUCCACUCAGCUGGUCAGCAGACCCUAUGUCAGCAGCGACAGCUUCCGCAAUGAGGUGAUUAAAUUUACGGCCACCUCUGCAGCAGUAGCAACAACAUCAAGCUUUACAAAGCAAUCUGUAACAACAACCACACGGAAACCUCUGACAGCGUCCACAACAAAACCUGUCUCAACUACGGCCAAAACAACUAGCUUGCCGUUAUGGUCAUGGCAAACUUCCACGACCGCUAAGCCCACAAUAUCAGAAAGUGGUAAUCGCUAUACAACCUCAACCACUCGAUCGGUGAUAACCAAUAAACCUAAUACUCGUCCAACCAUUGCGGCAGCUUCACGUCCAACUACUCGCGCAACUACCCGGUCAACUAAUGGGCCGAUUCGCACAACAUCUCAACCAGGGAUCUACCUUAACACUCCACCGACAACUCGUUCGCCCAUUCGAUCAUCUACAAUCCGUUCCAGUACUUUCCCUGUAUUUACGACUCGUUCAACAACUCGCCCAAUAUAUACGACUCGCCCCACUACUUAUCCAACUACUCGCCCAACCGCUCGUCCAACCACUCGUCCAACUACCCAUCCAACUACUCGUACAACCACUCGGCAAACUACCCAUCCAACUACCCAUCCAACUACUCGUUUAACUACUCGUACAACUACUGGUGCAACUGCUCCCCCAACUACUCGUCCAACAGUAGGUUUGACUACGUACAAACCUACACGCUUAAGCACUCGAAAACCAUCUCCAACCACCAGACGUCCAAUUUCUUCAACUCAAAAACAAAAUUCAACUACAAGAAGACCCACAACACCUUAUUCGACAGUAAGCAAAUCCACAACUCGGCCUUCCACAACAACUCGACCACUUACAACCACUCGAUAUAUUCCAACAACCCACCAAUCUGUAAUAACACAGACUACAAAUCGAAACUCGGCAAUAUAUUUACCAAGAAAUCAUACAAUUUCGACAACUCGCUCAACAACUAAGUCUCCAUAUCAUUAUGUAUCUAUAAAUAAACCCACCACACGCUCAACUACAAGCACUCGCCAAAGCACAACGAUUCGUUACUCACCAACAACUCGGCAACCGCCCACGACAAGAUCCACCACUCGUUAUUCAGCGAUAACGGCAUUUUCCACUCGUCAAACAAGCACCACACCAAGGCCAUACUUAUUUACCUCAACGACGAAGAAGAGUGUCACCACUAAGGAUCCCUUCGACCAUCCGUUUUUCCAGAAAUUCAAGGCUAAGUUCGAGAAAACCACAGCACAAAAUCAAAAAGCUUCCACAUUAGUUGUAAAUCAAAAUCAAACUACCAUUAGUCCAUAUUAUGCAAAAUAUCAGGAAAACAAGGUAAAAACGGGAGCAAAAACCGUACUUUCUUACGACUUUGGUCAAAAUAGAAACACUACAAGUAGGCCAAAAAGUGCCUUUGAUGUAUACCUGAAUUGGAACAAGAACUAAUGGGAUUUCCAUUAGUGUGACACUUUCGAGACUUGUAAAUAUACGUUAUUGAUCGAUGUAAACACAAAUAUGCUAAACUUAAUGGCAGAAUACUCAUGCAUAAUUA